This is a messenger RNA of Meloidogyne enterolobii, 589 nucleotides long. Lineage: Eukaryota; Metazoa; Nematoda; Chromadorea; Rhabditida; Meloidogynidae. The record is from the annotation of a GenBank genome assembly.
GAAAAAAGAGGAAAUAGUAAGCAGGUAAUUUUCGCGCGUGCGUAAACGUUGUAGACCCGCUGUGUUUGUUCUUUACAAAAUUAUCUUUUGGCGUGUGUUUUAUUUUCCAGUGCAUAUUAUGUAGUAUGUAGUGUUGUGGACAGAUUCUUUGUUAUUAAUUAGCAAAAUGCCUGGAGGAAAAGGAAAAGCAGGAAAAGAUAGUGGAAAAGCAAAAUCUAAGAAAGUUAUUUCGAGGAGUGCUAGAGCUGGCUUGCAGUUUCCUGUUGGCCGUAUUCAUCGUUUCCUUAAGAAAAGAACAACAAGCACUGGGCGUGUUGGCGCUACUGCUGCUGUAUAUAGUGCCGCUAUACUGGAAUAUUUAACAGCUGAAGUUCUUGAGUUGGCUGGAAAUGCAUCUAAAGAUCUUAAAGUGAAGCGCGUUACGCCUAGACAUCUUCACCUUGCAAUUCGAGGUGAUGAGGAGCUUGAUUCGCUUAUCAAAGCAACCAUUGCUGGUGGGGGAGUUAUUCCGCACAUUCAUCGCUACCUCAUGAACAAGAAGGGUGCACAGCAGCCAUCAACCGCAGUUCCAAAGACACAGCCUGUUUGA